CUCUCAUUCACUCUUUCCUUUCUGUUGAUCAGAUCAGACCUUCAGUCAUUCUUUCUUUCACUCCGAUUUCUGUUGAUCAGAAUAAAAAACUAAUCCACCAUGCGUUUCGAUCUCCUCACCCUGGCCGCUCUCGGCUCCCUCGCCGUUGCGGCCCCUGCCCCCCACGAUGUUGCUGAGAGAGAUCUCGUCGAGAGAUCCUCCUGCACCUUCACCGAUGCUGCCUCCGCCAAGGCCGGUGUCAAGAAGUGCUCCAGCUCGAUCCUCAAGAACAUCAAGGUCCCCGCCGGCCAGACCCUUGAUCUGUCCGGUGCCAAGAAGGGCUCCACCGUCACCUUCGAGGGCACCACCACCUUCGGCUACAAGGAGUGGAAGGGCCCCCUCAUCCGCCUCGGCGGUGAGGGCGUCACUUUCACUGCUGCCUCGGGCGCCGUGAUCGACGCCCAGGGUGAGCGCUGGUGGGACAGCAAGGGCACGAACGGCGGCAAGACCAAGCCCAAGUUCAUGUACGCGCACAAGCUGCAGAGCUCGUACGUCAAGAACCUGCACAUCAAGAACACGCCGGUGCAGGCGAUUUCGGUGCAGGGCAACGACGUGCACAUCGAGGGCGUGACCAUCGACAACUCGGCCGGCGACAGCAAGGGCGGCCACAACACCGACGCCUUCGACAUCAGCGAGUCCAACGGCGUCUACAUCAGCGGCGCCAAGGUCUACAACCAGGACGACUGCCUGGCCAUCAACUCCGGCGAGAACAUCUACUUCGACAGCGGCUACUGCUCCGGCGGCCACGGCCUGUCGAUCGGCUCCGUCGGCGGCCGCGACAACAACGUCGUCAAGGGCGUGCACAUCACCAACAGCCACGUCGUCAACUCCGACAACGGCGUCCGCAUCAAGACCAUCUACAAGAAGACCGGCUCCGUCACCGACAUCACCUACGACAACAUCCAGCUCGAGAACAUUGCCAAGUACGGCAUCGUCAUCGAGCAGGACUACGAGAACGGUUCUCCUACCGGCACCCCCUCCAACAGCAUCCCCAUUAAGGAUGUCACCAUCAACAAGGUCACCGGCUCCGUCAAGAGCUCCGCCCAGCCUGUCUACAUCCUGUGCGGUUCCGGCUCCUGCGCUGACUGGACCUGGAAGGGCGUUGAUAUCUCCGGUGGUAAGGACAAGAAGUCUUGCAAGAACGUCCCCAGCGGCGCUUCUUGCUAGAUUCUUACCAUGGUUAAUUGCUGUGGUUUUUGUGCGGGUGCAGGUGAUGGGGCUUAAGGGGGGGCAAGGUAUAAUCUGCUUUGGUGGAGUGUA
Aspergillus fijiensis CBS 313.89 is the source of this 1299-nucleotide messenger RNA. Its product is annotated as glycoside hydrolase family 28 protein. Gene Ontology annotation, cellular component: extracellular region. The transcript is spliced from 3 exons. Gene Ontology annotation, molecular function: polygalacturonase activity. Bases 100 to 1206 code for a protein of 368 amino acids. Lineage: Eukaryota; Fungi; Ascomycota; Eurotiomycetes; Eurotiales; Aspergillaceae. Gene Ontology annotation, biological process: pectin catabolic process. The record is from RefSeq and is a predicted model, not a curated record.